Messenger RNA from Naegleria fowleri, 1494 nucleotides. RefSeq lists its product as uncharacterized. The transcript has 2 exons. Gene Ontology annotation, cellular component: cytoplasm. Gene Ontology annotation, molecular function: tRNA dihydrouridine synthase activity; flavin adenine dinucleotide binding. The record is from RefSeq and is a predicted model, not a curated record. Bases 1 to 1494 code for a protein of 497 amino acids. NCBI's taxonomy places the organism in Eukaryota, Heterolobosea, Eutetramitea, Acrasida, Naegleriidae. Gene Ontology annotation, biological process: tRNA dihydrouridine synthesis.
AUGAAGAGACUCUUCUGUUCUAAAAAAAUACCCACAACAAGCCUCAGUUCGCAUCUUCUUGUAAGCAGUUCUGUUCAACCACCACCUCACGACGGACUUUAUUAUCGUUCAUCCUUCUGUGCUGCCUUGAUACUACACAACAGUAGUGGAACAACAAUUACUACUACCAAUAGGAAUUAUUUUGUUGAAGAGAAGAAUUUUGGUACACAAAGAAUCGGAAGUUUUAAAGAAAAAGAAUUAAAUUAUUUGAUAAAUUUUCAGAAACGGGAAUAUAGUACAAUGAUUACUUCGGAUACAAUUGGAACAACAACUGAAAGCGCUACUACUAAUGAUACAGGCUCCUCCAUUCCAAAGAGACCUGUCAUUCAAAUUGAUUACAGGAAUAAGAUAAUUUUAGCUCCAAUGGUGAGAGUCAAUGGUCUUCCAUUUCGUAGACUGGCUGCACGGUAUGGAGCAGAUAUCGUUUAUUCAGAAGAAUUGGUCGAUAAAAAGUUGCUAAAAUGCAAACCUGUAUAUAAUGAAAAGUUAAAGACCAUUGAUUAUAUUUCGGAAAAGGACAAGUCUAUUGUUUAUCAAGUAGAGGUUGUGGAUAAAAAUAGUGAUUCACCAACAGCGUCACAAAAAGUACCAACAGUAUUGCAAUUGGGUACAUCCUCUCCAGAGAUUGCUCUCCAAGUUGCCGAGUUAAUGAUUGACGGUUAUGAUGCUAUUGAUGUAAAUAUGGGAUGCCCUAAAAAGUUUUCUGUUAAAGGAGGAAUGGGAAGUGCUUUAUUGCGACCAGAAAAUCAAGAAAAUGCUUUAGAAAUUUUAAGAACUCUUGUGAAAGGAAUUCAAGAAAAAUACGGUAAACCUGUAACAUGUAAAAUCAGAUUAUUGGACACGCCAGAGCAAACUUUGGAAUUAUUUAAAAAGCUUCAAAAUACUGGUGUUUCAGCAAUUUGUGUCCAUGCUAGGUACAUACCGCAAAGACCUCGAGAGAAAGCUCAUUCCCAUCUUAUUGAGCCAAUUUCCAAAAUUUCUAAAGUUCCUCUUAUUGCGAAUGGUGAUGUUUUCAAGCCGGAAGAUAUUGAACGAGUGAAAACUGUCACAGGAUGCUCAAGUGUCAUGAUCGCCCGAGGAGCAAUGUGGAAUUUAAGCAUUUUCAGAAAAGGAAAAGCACUUUUAGAUAAAUUAGAGGUAGCCAAAAUUCUAUUAGACGAGUUUAUUACAUAUCAAUAUCCAGCAGGAUUAUCAAAGUACAUCAUUAAGAGAAUGUUUGAGACACACGCCAAAACUAAUCUCUACAAACGACUCAUUGGUUGCAAAGGAUACGAUGACUUGCACAAGGCCUUACACUUCAACGAUGGCGAAGAUCUCAACAGCAAGGAACUUUCUUUCGAUCAAAUUACCUCAAUACCUGAAGAAGAUGACCUUCUACCAAUCAUCGCUUAUCAAUCCACAACAGCUACCACCACUGUCACAGAACCCUCCACAAAGAAACAGAAAUAUCAGUAA